Messenger RNA from Peromyscus leucopus (white-footed mouse), 1288 nucleotides. RefSeq names its product SET domain containing 4 (gene Setd4). Gene Ontology annotation, molecular function: protein binding; transcription coactivator activity; histone H3K4 methyltransferase activity. Gene Ontology annotation, biological process: peptidyl-lysine trimethylation; peptidyl-lysine dimethylation; peptidyl-lysine monomethylation. The transcript is spliced from 7 exons. Lineage: Eukaryota; Metazoa; Chordata; Mammalia; Rodentia; Cricetidae. Bases 205 to 1185 code for a protein of 326 amino acids. The record is from RefSeq and is a predicted model, not a curated record.
CGGGUUGGCUUGGCGUUGUCUGGGUAACGGCAGCUGGGAGGGAAUUUGGACUUGUUCUGUGCGGAUCCCGACCCGGAUUCCUGUGCCUGCCUGCGACCUCGCCCUGACCGGAAGUCAGGGCAGGGCCGACCUCUGCGCAGGUGCAGGAUGCGGAGGUCUUCUGCCCACCCUGGUUGAACACGACACAGAGGCUCCGGUUUUAAUAUGCAGAAGCGAAGAGGAAGGACAGGGAGAGUCAGAAGGCAAAGGCGAAGUUCUGACACAAGAGGAGUGAACGAGAGCUACAGACCAGAAUUUAUAGAGCUGAGAAAAUGGCUGAAAGAUAGAAAGUUUGAAGACACAGGCUUAGUACCCGCCUGCUUUCCAGGAACAGGAAGAGGGCUGAUGAGCAAAACGUCACUGCAGGAGGGACAGAUGAUUAUCUCAUUGCCUGAGAGCUGUCUGCUCACCACGGACACCGUGAUUCGAAGCUCCUUAGGGCCCUACAUUAAGAAGUGGAAGCCUCCUCCAUCUCCUCUGCUGGCCCUGUGCACUUUUCUCGUCUCAGAGAAGCAUGCAGGCGGUCAGUCCCUCUGGAAGUCCUACCUGGACAUUUUACCCAAGUCGUACACCUGCCCGGUCUGCUUGGAGCCAGAAGUGGUAGAUCUUCUGCCCGGACUUUUAAAGGCGAAGGCAGAGGAGCAGAGAGCCCACGUGCAGGACUUGUUUGCCUCCUCCAGAGCCUUCUUCUCCACCCUGCAGCCUCUGUUUGCAGAGUCUGUGGAGAACGUUUUCAGCUACAGCGCCUUCCUGUGGGCCUGGUGCACCGUGAACACCAGAGCUGUGUACCUGAGGUCCAGGAGGCAGGAAUGCCUUUCCGCAGAGCCAGACACGUGUGCUCUUGCUCCGUACCUGGAUCUGCUGAAUCACAGCCCACACGUCCAGGUGAAAGCAGCGUUCAACGAGAAAACCGGCUGCUAUGAGGUCAGAACAGCCUCCGGCUGCAGGAAGCACCAGGAAGUGUUCAUCUGCUACGGCCCCCACGAUAACCAGCGGCUGCUCCUGGAGUACGGCUUCGUCUCCUUCUGCAAUCCUCACGCCUGUGUUCCUGUCCCAGGAGGUCGGUGUCGCCCCCUCAGGCGGUGCUGUCCCGAGGUGGAAAGAGAGGCCCUACACGCAACGCUCACUUGUCCCGGGCAGCGCUAGCCUGGCCUUCGCUGAUCGGAAUCUCUGGGUUGCAGUCAGACCUGCAGAACUGACGGAUACUGAGGCCGGGAUGAGCUGAGAGGGUCGAGUGGGGGGGAGCCAG